This is a messenger RNA of Oryzias melastigma (Indian medaka), 1421 nucleotides long. RefSeq names its product leucine rich repeat containing 18a (gene lrrc18a). Gene Ontology annotation, molecular function: protein binding. The coding region runs from base 334 to 1140 and encodes 268 amino acids. NCBI's taxonomy places the organism in Eukaryota, Metazoa, Chordata, Actinopteri, Beloniformes, Adrianichthyidae. The transcript has 3 exons. The record is from RefSeq and is a predicted model, not a curated record.
GCCUCACCUGCCAUUUAUGAAGGGCCACCUUUUCAACAACAGGAGUCUUUCUGAAGCACAAAAACACAGCAAAAAACUUUAAAUCUAGCCACAGACUGAAGCAAUAAGCCUCUUUGCUUGUUCUGUCGCCUAGCAACCAGGCGAGUUGAAACCUAACACAACUUCAGAGUCAGAGGAGACAGAGGAAGCAGGAAGAGUGUGUGUGCACAGACUCUGAGAGCAGUUUCGGUGCUAAUGCGACAUGAAGAAUUGAAGGACAUGGUGCCAUCUGUAGGCAUCAAAAAUCAACCAGAUAGACAUCGGUGAAGAACAAAAGGAGGAAAAAAAUGCACCAUGUCCAAAAGAAAAGGAGCCAAAGGGGCUAAAGAAACCCUCAAGUCAGCCAAAAAGGCAAUCCAGAUAACACCAGAAGGAAAGCGUAGACUUGUCCUUAGCAACAUGGGUCUAACCGUCUUCCCCAAGUGUCUCUUCAAGCUGACCAAUGUGGAUGAAUUGGACCUCAGUCGUAAUCUUUUACAGAAACUCCCCGAUAGGAUUGGGAACUUCUCAUCUCUUACUAGGCUGGAUCUGCACAGUAAUAAGCUGGAGUCUUUGCCAGAGUCCGUGGGGAACCUGGCAGCUCUGACCCACCUCAACUUAGCAAACAACUGUCUGACGUUUGAGGGUUUACCCUUCUCACUCGGUCGCCUCACCAAUCUGAAGAGUCUCAAUCUGGGAAUGAACUGGCUGGACAACCUGCCUCCCACUUUGGAGAGUUUAGUAAACCUGCAAGAGUUGGGCUUGUUUGAUAACCGCUUCGUCAAGCUGCCAGAGUUUGUUAAAGUCCUUCGCAACCUCACAAAGCUAAACCUGAAAAGAAACCCUUUGGAACAUACUCAUGGGAACGAGGAAAGUAUGAAAAAUAGAAAGCUAGAAGUACAAGAAGAAGUAUACUUGGUCCAUGAAAGCCUUCUAUGCAGGACAUGUCUGAAAAAAUGCAAAACACAAAAGAAAAACCUUUCUGGAGAUGGAGACAAGAAGGAGAAGAAAAAAAGGACAUCUAGUGGACUGAUUACGCCAAACUCAGUGGCUAAACUGAGUCAAAAUGAAUGGAGAGUGAAAAGAAAGCAAAGUGAAGACUACUGGACAAGUGUGUGCUAACAGAAAAGUACUAGAGUCCACAUUUAUGUAAAGUUUACUCUACAAAUAAAGUUUUGUGCUUUAGGAAUUUCAUCUAAUUUAAUCUAAAAAAAACAACAACCGCAAGAUGGACUUACUUGGCGUUGGCGAUCACCUCAGCAACCGCUCUCCCCUUUAAUGCAGGCACAACUCUGCUCAUCCUGACACCAGGAAAUGAGAAGAAUAGUCAAUUAGCUGGUAAAAUGUAAACUUUUAUACUUAAGUGUGCUUAUAUUAAAUAAAUUACCUUUUGUAUGCAGAAA